UCCUCCAUCAGCACCUCAGAAACCUCCAACACAAAAAAGUUAGCUUUGAUUCGGCUUCCAAAUCUUCCAACAAAGCAAAACAGCAUUCUCUCUUCAAAAUUCAUAUCCUUUUUCCACAGACAAGUAUCUAACUAGCUUGCUGCUGCUGCUGCUUUUUUUUUUUUUUCUUCCGUAUAAUAUAUAGCUAGCAGGCUGAAAAUGCAGGAGAAGAAGUUUGAUGUGGCUCGUAGGGCAUUAAAUAUCUUGCGUUUAGCAUUGUUAUGGGCACGAAAGGGAGGAGUCUUCAAACGCCGCAUAAUGGUAGAGCUACGCCUUCUGCCCAAGUUUAUUCGAAGCCUUGCUCACAGCUCUCGCCGCGAUGAUCGAAUCCAUUAUACAGAGCGCGAGCUCUCUUUCGACGAGACCCCCAUUUUCCACGUCAAAAUGCACCGACCAGGCCGCUUGCGGUUCCACCUGCCUAACAUUCCAUGCAUUACCCCACAAGUUGAUUUCGACUACGAUUUUGCUGGUAGUGAUGAUCAUGAUGAUGUUUAUGGCUAUGAUCAUGAAGAGGAAGAUCAAGAUCAAGAUCAAGAUCAAGAUCAAGAGCGUAGCUAUGGGAUUUGUGAAGAAGAAGAAGAGGAAGAUGGGAUUGAUUUGAGAGCCGAAGAGUUCAUCGCUAAAUUCCAUGAGCAGAUGAAACUGCAGAGACAGAUUUCGUAUUUGCAGUACAAAGAGAUGCAAAAUAGUUAAUCAACAAAAAAAAAAAAAAAAUUAAUCACAAAUUAAUCACACCGUUCAUCAUGAAGAAUUUACUUCAUUUGUGCAGAAUAAAGUUUUACUUCCAUUCUUGCUACCGAAAUUUACAGUUGUUUUUUAAUGAUAUUCAUCAUCACAUUGCGGCCGUUUUGUAACCAAGUAUCAGCAAGCUUUCAUCAGGGAUUGAAUGUUUACGAAUUUAUAAAUAA
Molecule: messenger RNA, 947 nt
Organism: Juglans microcarpa x Juglans regia
Lineage: Eukaryota; Viridiplantae; Streptophyta; Magnoliopsida; Fagales; Juglandaceae
Exons: 2
Coding region: 199-732 (177 amino acids)
Source: RefSeq, a predicted model, not a curated record